This is a messenger RNA of Diabrotica balteata, 1575 nucleotides long. NCBI's taxonomy places the organism in Eukaryota, Metazoa, Arthropoda, Insecta, Coleoptera, Chrysomelidae. The record is from the annotation of a GenBank genome assembly.
AUGUCGUCAACUCCAGCUAGACCUAGCAUGCCAUCUCUUGACACCCCCCCCCCUACCACCGAUGUGGAACCAGCUGGUGACUUUUUAAUCAGACUGGCUUCCAUAACCGAAGAAGCCUUCAUCAGGUUUCCUGAUGCCACGACAAAAAUUGUCAGCGACCUCAAUAUUCUGAGGCCGCUUCUCAAUCCCGCACACCCUGCCACGGAGGACGAAAACGACUCUGAUGGCUAUGAGGACUUCCCUCCUCUCCCAACAAUUAAGGAGGUCGACUCCACAGCCACCACACCAGCCACUUCGCCAGCCUCUAGACCACGGACCCGCUCCAGGUCUAAGAGGCCUAAAAAACCAACAAAAUCCGCCACCAAAUCCAAAAGGAAAACUCCAAAUGUAGCCAAAGCUACCUCUUCCCCUUCAUCCAAGCCACCCACUCCAGCCACCAAUCCAGCUACUGCUGCCGCAAAAACCAAAGGGGUUACUGUCGCUCCCACCAUCGAGGUGCCUUCCACCUCAAAACCUAAUCCUAAACCAGCCAAAGCCAUCGAGACACCUAGUGCCUCAAAACCAGCCGCCACCAGUACUGAGAGUCAAGUGAAACCUCCGCAAAGGUUCACUUAUAGAGUACUCAAUAUCCCUGGAGCUUACGACACCCAACGUAAGUUUUACCAAUUGGUCAACACCCAAGAACUAUUCAAGGGUGUAAUAGUGAAUCUUAAGUUCGUGCCGAAAGAUCAAUUGGCAUAUCUGGAAGCAUCCAAGACAUUGAAUGUUAAAGAUACGUCAAGAGCGCUCCAGGACAGAACUGGUGACCCCGCUAUUGUCAUCGAGCCUAUAAACUCACGACAACGAUCCGCCAAGAAGUCGCAACCAGACACUAAAUCCCCUUACCACCUCGUCAUCUGUGACGUUGACACCACCAUCACCACCGAGGAACUCGGGCUAAGCCUUGUUGAGAUCGACUUUCCGUUCAACUCUAUUCAUAGAAUAGUCUCCAAACGAUUCAACAAGCCCACCAGAAUGGUCCGAAUGUUCCUCGACGCUGAGGAGUACUACACGGACGCCUUGAUCAACGGCAUCUGUAUAGAUGGCUUGAUCAGGCCAUGUGAGGCUCCUCACAAACUCAAUAUAAUAAAACCCACCGCCAAAUACUGCAGCAGAUGCUGCCAAAGCGGCCAUGAAAUAUCCGAGUGUCGGACGCGACAGACAACUUGCCCUAAUUGCGGUAGCGGCGAGCACAAAAGCGCCGACUGCCCCAACCUAAAAAACCCUAAGUGCCCAAACUGCAAGGGAACACACCCAGCAUGGUCACCUAGAUGCCCCAAAAGGCAGGAGACACCUUCCUCACAUCAAGAGGCAAAACCUCUUACCACUGAGAGAAUAAUUCCUCCUGCAACUCUCACAGCAGACGUUAGGUUGUGGAUCCAAUUCACAACCACGCUGUUGAUGAACAUCCUACCGGAUAGGAGAGAGACCAUUGCAAGGUACUCAUCCGACCUGUCGGGUAAGAUGUUUGGGCACUCCAUAGUGCCCACCGCCAGAAACAAUAAGGUCGAAAUGACCUUCGUCCCCAUCCAAUAA